Molecule: messenger RNA, 1938 nt
Organism: Acanthosepion pharaonis
Lineage: Eukaryota; Metazoa; Mollusca; Cephalopoda; Sepiida; Sepiidae
Source: the annotation of a GenBank genome assembly
AUGAUGCGUUUGCGCAUGUCUUCUUUUUUUCCUUUUUCUUUCCUUUUUUUACUUUUUCUUUCCUUUUUUCCUACUACAAUUUAUUUUCUAUUUCUGCUGCUGCUGAUCAGGCACGGUGGAUUCUUUUCUCUUUCUUUCAUUCCUUUUCCGUACUUUUUGUCUUCUGUUUUCAUCCGUACUUUUUCUCUCUCAUCCAUUCCUUUACUUUCUUUCCUUCUCCUUUAUUCGCCACUUACCUUUCUCGUUGAUUCUCUUCUUUUCGUUAUUUACUUUUCAAUUCUUCCAUUCUCUUUUUUACUUUCAUUUGCUAUUCACACUUUCUUCUUCUUCUUCUUCUUCUUCUUCUUCUUCUUCUUCUCUCUCUCUCUCUCUCUCUCUCUCUCUCUCUCUUUAAUUCACUUAUUUAAAUUUCUUUUUUUCCCUAUUUGCCCGUUUUCUUUUCUCUUUCGUUCAUUCGCAUCAUUUCAUUCCUCUCUUCUAACUUCACCUGUAUUUUUUCUCUCUUUCUUGUCAGCUUCUUUUCUUUCCUUCUCUUAUCUAUCUGUCUCCCUUUCACUCUUUCGAUUCUUUUUAUUUUUUUAUUCUCUUCUCUACUUUUGUUCUUAUGAAUCUCUACCUUCAGUUGAAGAUAUCGUUUUAUCAAAAGGGACGGAUAUUAGUGUACACUUGGAUUAUCACCAGUUUCCUAAAUAUGAAUCAGAAACCAAUAACGGAAUACUGGCAGUGACAGAUCAGCUGACUUCACCCAAAGAAGCUCUGUCGACUAUGCCAAGUGGUACGACGAUGUUUCUAAACGAACACCCCCGUUUUGAGACGGACUAUCGAUACAAUCCUUUUAGUAGUGCAGGUAACGUUGGCGGUGAACCUUUGGACACAUCAAACCCAAAUGCAAGGAUCGUCGAGAAUUCAAGCAUGACACAAUUUCCGUUGAAAACUCAAAUGCACUUACAAACAAAAUCACCAUUCGGCUUGAAAACUCUCAGCUUCGAGAAGAAUCCAAAACAAUUUCCAUUUUUUGACCCGGAUCUCACUUGUUGCUCACCACCCCAGCCUCCACCCGAAAUCGAUGAACAACUCCCGAAACACUUACAGGGUCAUCAUCAGAAUGACACCGAUUGUCUUCAUGCCAAUAAUAUCAACAACUCAAUUACUGGUUGCCCAAUCGACUCAAAUAAACCAAAUUUGGAUAAGGUGGUUGAUAUCGAGAACAGCAAGAGUAUCUGUAACCCAAACGAGCAGAAUAAUACGAAAACUGAAGCUGAAUCUGGAGAAGCAGACAGUGACCCGACAGUAGACACCACAACGCAAUCACACGGUGAAGAAGGUCAAGAGAACUGUAACCAAACCAAAGAUUCUUCAGUCGAUUGCGUAAAACCAGCCCUUUCUUACAUCGCUUUGAUAGCUACGGCCAUACUAGAAUCGUCGCAACAGAGACUUAGUCUGGGUUCGAUCUACUCAUGGAUCGAAACUAAUUAUCCUUAUUAUAGAAACCGGAGCCAAGGUUGGCGAAAUAGUGUUCGUCACAAUCUCUCUCUGAACGACUGUUUUGUGAAAGCUGGUCGCUGUGAAGAUGGUAAAGGCAAUUAUUGGGCCAUCCAUCCGGCUAAUGUUCAGGACUUCAUGAGGGGUGACUUUCGACAGAGACGCCGUUCGAGGAGACGAGGUCGUAAAUCUAAUCCUUGUGACCUUAAUAUUUACCCUAGUGGUUAUCUGCAUAGUCCUUCCGGGUUAGGUAUGACCCCACAAGCUCUUUCUACCUUUACACCUGCCCUAAACCCUAUUUAUUCACCAUACACGGAGGCAGAACGGCAGGCUUACCGGCUAGAUGAAGCUCUGCUACCCCAGUGCCCUCAGCAUCUUUCUCGUCAAAUGCGAAUGACUUCAAGGGGUCGGGUGCGCAGUGGCAGACCUAUCCAGAAAAAUCUAUUCACCAACUAG